UGUUAUUAAGUACUUCAAAUCAGUAAAAUUUUAAAUUAAAUCCAAUCUUAUCUACUAUCGACUGAUAAUCGCCUGCACAGAAUUAUGUAAGGUGAAGCGAUAUAUUACAAAAACUAUUCCGUACGGAAUUAUCAGUAAAUCAAGAUGUUAUUAAAAGUAACAAGUCUUCUAUUGUUAUUGAAUUACUGCAAUGCCGCAAACAUUUUGGGCAUUUUUCAUCAUCCAGGCAAAAGCCAUCACAUGUUAGGUGAAGUGCUAUUAAAAGCCAUGGCUUCCAGAGGACAUAAAGUCACUAUGGUUAGUCCGUUUCCAUUAAAAGAACCAUUCCCAAAUUAUCGCGAUAUAGUAACUCCAGAAACGAUGCAAGAUAUGAACAAUAGGAUCAAAAACGAAUGGUUUCAAAAGUUUUCUCAUAAUUCUGCAUCAAUUGACACCUUUUUUAUGUUAUUGAAUAUGACCGUAACGCAAGCUGAUCUGCUCUUCCAGAAUGCUGAAUUCAAAAAGAUGUGGACAUCAAAUGAAAAGGUCGAUUUGAUUCUAAUCGAUUGGAUGUUUAACGAAUCUCACUUGAUCUUCAGCAAAAUUUUCAAGUGUCCUAUAAUACUGAUGGCCACGGCUGGUACAGCCUUCAAUGUUAACUACAUAGUGGGAAAUACCGCUCCCUAUUCCUACGUGCCUUUCAAGUAUUUCCCAAUUACAGAUAAAAUGAAUUUCUGGGAAAGGACUAUGAAUACUAUAGUACAUGUUAGCGCAGAAGUAGUAUCCUACUAUCAACGGAUUAAACAGCAGAAAAUCUUGCAUAGGUAUAUCCCUGACGCGCCAUCAAUCGACGAGCUCUCAAAAAAUGUAGCUUUAGUCUUAUCCAAUGGCCAUUACAGUUAUGAAACCAGAAGACCUAGUGUACCUAAUUCUAUAGACAUUGGUGGAUUUCACGUUGGCGAGGUUAAACAACUGCCGAAAGAUAUAAAAGCUUAUUUGGAUAGCGCCAAGGACGGUUUUAUAUACUUUAGUUUGGGUUCAAAUAUGAAAAGCAUAUUUUUGGACGAAAAGAAGUUGAACGGAAUUCUGAGCGCUUUCUCUAAAGUUAAUUUAAAGGUUUUGUGGAAAUUGGAAAAGGAUAUUCCAAAUAAACCAAAGAACAUCAAGAUUGCUAAAUGGUUGCCUCAAAACGAUGUUUUGGCUCAUCCUAAUAUCAAACUAUUCAUAACACACGGUGGAUUGCUCAGUACCAUAGAAUCUAUUCAUCAUGGAGUUCCGAUGAUCGGAAUCCCAAUGUUCGGUGACCAAAAUUCAAAUGUUCCCACCGGAGUUGAAGCUGGUUACACUUUAAGAAUUAAACCAGAAGAAAUUUGCGAAGAAGCUUUAUUGGCCAAUAUCCAGGAAAUGCUUCGCAACGAAACGUAUAGCAAGAAAGCUAAACUCCAUUCCGAUUUAUUAAGAAACCAACCAAUCAAACCUCUGGAUAAAGGUGUUUUCUGGAUGGAACACGUUAUUAAGCACAAAGGAGCUAAACAUCUUGCAAACGCUUCAAUGAAUUUACAUUGGUAUCAGAAUCUUCUCAUCGAUGUAUUCAUAUUUUUGUUCGCUAUUUUACUAUCUGUUAUUGGUUUAUGUUACUUGAUGAUUCGUUUAGUACUGAAAAUGUUUAUUAAAAAUAAGAGAAUCUCUCAAUUGAAAAAGAAGAAAAACAAUUAAAGAUUUUAAAA
This is a messenger RNA of Nicrophorus vespilloides, 1706 nucleotides long. Its product is annotated as UDP-glucuronosyltransferase 2B15-like. Gene Ontology annotation, molecular function: UDP-glycosyltransferase activity. The transcript is spliced from 3 exons. The coding region runs from base 145 to 1695 and encodes 516 amino acids. NCBI's taxonomy places the organism in Eukaryota, Metazoa, Arthropoda, Insecta, Coleoptera, Silphidae. The record is from RefSeq and is a predicted model, not a curated record.